AGCACUUUAUUGCAACACCAAACAAGCGGAUGUACCGUGAGCCAGUUCGUUAGCUAGCCGCAAAAACCAAGUCGGUUGCAAGUUGCAUUAUUAUUAUUAUUAUUGAGUGACAGUUGAAUCUGGAAUAGACAGUGCACGGUGACGGAUGUUUGCAAUCAUUCGUUAACGUGUCAGGAUUCAUCAUUUGUGAAUUUUGAGAGCCGGACAGUUACCGAAGCUAGUUAGCUUAGCAUUGCUAACGAGGCCAGAGGCUGUAGCGUAUCAGUUUAGCGUUGGUUGGUUAACGUGGAUGUUUUGCAGCGAGCUGAACUGAUACCAGAUACAGAGGGACGUGUAUUUAUGCAUUUAUUCAACAACUGUUCUUAACCAACAGCUACAGGUUGAAUGCAUGUUAUUAAACUUGUCAAGCAGUAUAUAAAAUACCGUGUUAAAGGUACAGCUGCAGGUUUGUUUUUGAUGGUUUAGAAGAUUAAGCUGAAGAUAAAAAAGUGCAGUCAUGGACGAUUUUAGCUCGAUCAGCCUGCUGUCUCUUGCGAUGUUAGUGGGAUGUUAUGUGGCCGGGACGAUACCUUUAGCAGUCAACUUUUCAGAGGAGAAGCUGAAGCUGAUAACUGUGCUGGGAGCAGGGCUGCUGUGUGGGACUGCUCUGGCUGUUAUUAUUCCUGAGGGGGUCCACGCACUUUAUGCAGAAAUACUGGAAGGUGCACACCACAACCACGGCCAGGCUGGAGCCGUGGAAGUGUCCGAGGCGAAGGGUGAAGCGGACGCGGCCCUGAGUGUCGGCGGGAAACACGAGCACAGUCACGAGCAGCUUCACGCCUGCAUCGGAGUGUCUCUGGUUCUGGGCUUCGUCUUCAUGCUGCUGGUGGACCAGAUAGGCAGCUCUCAUGUGCACAGCACAGAAGGUUUAGAUCCAGAGUCAGCAAGAGUCGCCUCCUCAAAAAUCACAACCACCCUGGGUCUGGUGGUCCACGCUGCAGCUGAUGGAGUGGCGCUCGGAGCUGCUGCCUCCACCUCUCAGACCAGCGUUCAGCUCAUUGUCUUUGUAGCCAUCAUGCUGCACAAGGCCCCGGCAGCGUUCGGCCUGGUGUCGUUCCUGAUGCAUGCUGGUCUUGAGAGGAACCGGAUCCGCAAACAUCUCCUGGUCUUUUCCCUGGCAGCGCCCGUCCUGGCCAUGCUCACCUUUUUAGGCCUCAGUCAGAGCAGCAAGGAGGCCCUGUCAGACUUCAACGCCACCGGCGUCGCCAUGCUCUUCUCUGCUGGCACCUUCCUCUACGUGGCCACCGUUCACGUCCUCCCUGAGGUCGGGGGCGGCGGCCACAGCCACGCCCCCGCAGGAGGGAACGGAGGGAAAGGACUGAGCAAGGUGGAGGUGGGAGCUCUGGUGUUGGGCUGCCUCAUUCCUCUGGUGCUCUCUGUUGGUCACCACCAUUAGACCCAGACUGCAGGACGGAUUUAAGACAGGUGUACAGGGGAGGGAAAGCGGAGACAGAGACUUCAAACAUUGUGGAUCUAAAUGUCUUGUUGCUUGUUGUCUGCUGAUGGACCUCGCGGACCAGACUGGUGCUCAUUGCGGGGACAUCUCAUGACUUAAACAGGGACUGAAUGACGGUAGGGAAAUCAAGAGUUGCUGCAGAGACAACGGAGGAUCACGACAAUGUUUUAUCUGACGGCGAAACAUCUCACAGCUGCUGUAUGUGUCCAUUUAUUCCACCAGAAAGCCCUUUUUAAGAGACACCAGUAGCUGUUUAUUUCGAUCAUCGUGGAGUUUUCAGUGUUGCAUUGUCGUGCUCGUUCAAAGUCAAAGAACCAACCCGGAUUCAACACGGGGAUGUUUUACUAGGUGGCAGUUGCCCAGUGAGAUUUAGAUUUGAAGAAGCCGCUGAUAUCAAGAAAGCAAACUCUCUUUUUUAAAAUAAUUGUACAAAGUGUAAAUCUCUUUGCAACAACUCAGAUAGAUGUGAGCUGAUUUUCAAGUGCCAUAGUAGGAAGAUGAAAGCGAUCCCUGAAGAGACGGCGCCAUGAGGACGUCGCCACAGAAAUAGAAUAGGAACGCUACACAUAAACAUGGCCGCCCCUCUGACCACCCUGCUACAUUGAUUUGAAUGUCCCUUCUACUAUUUCUAUUGACAUUACAGUUAGUCGUCAACGUUCCCGACUUAUCUUUCUGACCGACGGAGAUCUUUUUCUGGCAGCCGACUAUGAAGCAGGAUGAGAGAUCAGCUCGAAUAAACACCCAGAUGUUUGUCACGCACGUUUCUUUGUCUCUUGAGUUUGCCUUUUGUUUCUUGGCCUGACGGGAAGCUUUUCUACGAUGCGGAUACUGAUGAUGUGUUUCUCGUCGGUUCAAACCCGAGUCCUGAACGAGGAGAAGACACGACCAGCGGCGCAGCAGUCACUUUUAUUUUUAGUUUCUGGACGUGCUUAUCUUUUGUUCUGUUUUACUUUGAGAGUAAUUAUAAAUAGAAGUCGGAGGGGAAACAAAUCUGUAUAGAAUUGUCUUAAUUGAUUGUAUAGAGUGUUACUAAGAUUAUCUGGAGGCGGAGGGAUACUUCAGCAGCUCUGAAUGAAUAGUUUGCCUGACAGAAGGCAUUAAGUGGAUGAAACCGUUUAGGGACCAUCGGCUCAGGAGAACAAACAUGUUACAGAUCCAGGCAGGAGGAUUUUCAACAAAUUUUUUCUUCUUUUUUUUGGCUUACUCAUUAGUUAAUCAUACCUGAGCAAUAAUCGUACGCAUGGAAUCGGGGCAAUGUUGUGGCAGAGUCUGAAAUGGCUUCAUAUGGUUUGCCUUCAUCCUUAAAGCGCUGGUCAUGUGAUUCAGAUCGACCCUCUGGAACGCAGCCCCCCCCCCCAUCUCUGCCUCGGUACAACUAAAACAGUAACCGGUUGAUGCAUUAAAGCCUAAGUAGGGACAGGACGGGUGGAUAUUGUGAGUAUUACUGUAUCACUGUGCCUGCUCAUGUAUAUGUAUGUAUGUAUGUAUGUGUGCUGUACAGAGUAACUGCUUCUUUCCACAAUCAUCACCAUCAUGAUCUCGUGUGAGACGGAACUGCUGACUCACAAACACAUUGUUUCUUUUAAAUCUUACAUUUUUGGACAUGGAUGGACGGCUCUGACACGAGGUGUCAAACGGUCUGAGGAGUCUCUGUUUUAUGUAUAAAUUGAACGUUUUCUACAAAUGCAACUCUUCAAUUAAUUCCAAGUUAUAAGAAGAGAAGAAGAAGAAACCUGCCGCGGCGUUUUAGAGAGGAAGGGUCGGGUCGCAUGCAGACCAGCAGCUGCAUGACUGUUUUAUUUGUUGUGGGACGCUGUGUGUGUACAAAAGGGAAAGAACUCCACUGUGUUGCUUCACACACACAGCCCCAUCAUGUGCCAGUUCAUCUACGUGUUGCAUCAGGAUCCCUGCCGAGAUUUGGCUUUUACAUCUUCCCAUGUCUUUAUGAUGUGAUUCCAGUGUCACUAACUGGAGCAUCGUGGUUAUGAUUGUUGGUUAAAACUUUUUAAUGAAUGAAUAUGAAGCUUCAUCAUGAACAUUUAAAAUACUGGACCAUCACAUUUUGAGUGUCGGCACUAAACAUCUUUGAUCAAACAUGCGUAUAAAAUGAGAAAAUGUAACUGUAGAAACUGGUUAAACUUCCCGAUAUCUGCGGGUGGAGUUUGAUGCUUCGUCUCCCACACAAACAGGAAGAGAUGAUGGCACAUGUUGGGGCUGAGUGGAGGUUUUGGAUCAGUGGAGUUUCAGGAUCAAGUCAAUAUUUGUAAUGGUUUCAGUGGGGGUGUAUCUUUAUUUCCUGUCUUUUUCUGUCAUUCCAGAAUGAGUCUGCCUUAUUUCCAUACUUUUGAUUGUGAAAAUCAGUUGUAAAGCGAUGUGUUUUAUGACGACUAAAUUAAAGUUUUUUAACUGGUGAAAAUGUUCUCCUAUAUUUUGA
Molecule: messenger RNA, 3929 nt
Organism: Anarrhichthys ocellatus (wolf-eel)
Lineage: Eukaryota; Metazoa; Chordata; Actinopteri; Perciformes; Anarhichadidae
Gene: slc39a9
Product: solute carrier family 39 member 9
Exons: 7
Coding region: 497-1435 (312 amino acids)
Biological process (GO): zinc ion transport; transmembrane transport
Cellular component (GO): membrane
Molecular function (GO): metal ion transmembrane transporter activity
Source: RefSeq, a predicted model, not a curated record